UAAUAUGUUAAUUAGAUCGAACAGCAGAACGACAGCCCGGACGACCUUCCGGACAAAGCCGGGCUGCAAGGGCCGGCCGCGCCCCUUGCACGAAUUCUCGUAGAGAAAUAAAAAAACCAAAACCCCAGUCUGGAACCCCUUCCUGGCUGUACGACUCGGACAGUCACCGCCGUCUCUAAGCCUCCUUUCUUUCUUCUGAAAAAUGACACGAAGGGCACGUCCUAUCUGGCAGGUCCCGCGGGGACAGGAGUUAUCUGGGCGCCAGGAACCUCUGGGUUUUGCCUCUGGCGCCACCUGAGCGAGGGGUGGUGAGCCAAGUUGUCCGGGGGGCGGGGCCAAACAGGUAAAUGAGAUGUAAACCCCUUCCCUGCGCCUAAUCUCCGGAAAGGCUGACACGCCGCUGCUCUGGGCCCGGGCGGCCUGGGGACUGGACUAGUGCGGCCUUAUUUCCUUCCCACCCCCAACCCCCGAUCUCCAGGUCGGUGAUGCCGCCUAUUGCAGGUUCCAGCCAGUGUUCUCUUUGCGGACCUCAGUGAGCCACCUGUGCACGGGACCCCGGUGAUAAUGGCUCUUAAAUUCAGUGUACCUAACGGCACGGUGCAGGCUCGUCUGCAGCUUUUAGAAGACAACCGUUUUGUGGGGCUUUUAUUGAGAGAGAGAGAGAGAGAGAGAGAGAGAGAGAGAGAGAGAGAGAGAGAGAGAGAGAGAGAGAGAGAUUGCAGACGCCCGAACUAGGCAUGUGCCCGACCCCAAUCCAACAGGCAACUUCUCUGGUGUCCCAGAGGACGCUCCAACCAGCUGAGCCGGGCCCGGGCCAAGUUCCUUUUAAAAAACAACAAUGAAACAGGUGCUUAGGCCGGCGGUGGGGGUCCUUUAGAGACCUCGAGGGGUCCCUGGAUGGAGCUACCACGCCCUUGCCCCUCGUGGGGGCCACCCUCCCCUCACUGGCCCCGCCCCACGCCGGCCCCUCCCCGCCAGCACCCGAAGCCGGGAGGGGGCGCCCCAGGGUCCUCCAAAGGAGGAGAAAACACCGUCUCAAGUUUGCGCAGAGCUCCCUCUUCCCCAUUGCGACCUGUACCCCGAAGCUCCUGAAGUCACCCCAACUUUCAAGCACCCCUGCGACCCCGCCCCCUUCAGGACCCCCGCCACCCGCAGCUCCCCUGCACCCCGAAAAUCUCUGACUCCUCGACGGCCCCCGGCCCGCCCGCGCCAUGGCCCGCUCCUACAGCGACCGGGUGCUGGCCGCGCUGAUCCUGCUGGGCGUCCCGGCGGCCGUCCUGGCGGCGCUGGGCGCGCAGCUGCUGUUCCAGCUGCAGGCCGGCCGCGCGGAGCUGCGGGGGACGCGAGCGGACGGGCUGGGCCCGGAGCUGGGCGCGGGCCCGGGGCUGCCCGAGGACGCGGCCGGGGCGCUGCUGCCGCUGGCCGCCGCGCUCGCCGCGCUGGCCCUGGUGCUGAGCCUCACCUGCCUGCUGCUCGCCGCGCUCUGCGGCCACCUGGGCGCCGAGCUGGCCAGGGGGCCCGGCCCCGGCAGGUCUGACUGGUUUUUCUAUGACUGCCGCCUCCUCAGACAUGUGGCCGUGGGCCUCUUCUGCUGUGGGGUCUCCGUCUACUUAGCAGGACUGUCCAUCUAUGCUCUGCUGCUCUUCGAGAUCGAGGCGGGAGCAGCAGCCGCCUCCAUCCUCGGCUUGGGCGCCCUGGCCCUGGUGGCCGUGCUGACCCACGCGCUGCUCCGGGCUGCCCAAGCCACCCGCCGGGGUCUCCGUGAGCUGUCCCCACCGCACUUCGAAGAUGACCCUGCCCGCUCCGCUGAAGUCUCCAAGGCCAGCCCCAGGGCUCCGCCCCAGCAGGGUACCCACCACCAAAUCCCCUACUCAUUCUGCCCAGAACCUGGGGACCCCCUCAGACCCUCAGUCACUGCCUCCAUGUCUGCAACGGUGGGGGGUGUCCGGGAGAGCAGCCUGUCUGCAUCCUGCAUGCACCGGACACUGUUGGUCAGUGGGGGGCCCUGGGACGGGGUCACCCAUGAGAUGCGCAGCAUGCUGGGACAUAAGCCAGGGGGGUUGGGGAAAGAUUCCACACUGGUGUGAGCUCAGGGGUCAGGGACAGAGAGCUGGUGUGAGGCAGUGGGAAGAGCAGUGUGCAGAGAUCAGUCACAGUAGCAGUACAACUUGUUCUCUUUCAGUUCACAGCAUCCCUCAAAGUUGCCUCAUGGCACAAAAUGGCUGCCAGGGCUCCAGCCUUCACAUCCUCAUUCAGAGAGAAAGGCAGAGGCCAGGGCUGGCUCAGCAUCUUUCCAAAGUCUUCCUGGGAGGCCUUGGGACCUUUCUGCUUAUUUCACAUUGAUCAGGCCAUGGCCACAACUUGCUGCAGGGGAGACUGGGAAAUGCAGCGACGCAGACAGUGAGGUUCUGGGAUAGGCAGGAGGGGCGGGUGGGGCUUAGGCAGCGGGUCUCUAAAUGUCUCCGUCCAUUUUACAGAUGAGGAAACCGAGGCCCAGAGAGGGGCAGUGACUCACCACGGGUCCCCCGGCCAGUACUGAGCAUCAGAGCCAGGUCCUGUAACCCCCAUGCUGCUGACAGUGCAAGUCUCUGCGCCUCCUUCCCGUCUGUGAGCAUGUGAAACCUGUGUGUGCAGAGCUCAGAGCAGCCCAGGGCCACGCAGCCCUGCAGGGCUGCACCCAGACUCCUGGCUGUGGGUCCGUGGUGAGGGCUCACCACUCCGUGUCUCAGUUUCCUUGUCUGUAACGUGGGGACAGAAUCGAUCCCUCUGCCUAGGGCUCCCAUGAGACUCCGUGUAAGCCAUUCCGGGGGCCUGUGCACAGUAGGUUGUCAAUGUGUGGCAGCCGGUGCUGCUGUCAGCCGGGGCGCCUGGUGGCUGAGAAAGAUGAGUUGAUGGCCAGUUUGUGGGGCUCAUGGAACUGGCAGGGCUUGGAGUGGAUAACUCAGAGUCCCAGGGGUCUCCAGAGGCCCUGGCCCCACUCCCAUCCUGCAAAUAAACUCUGGCCCGCACUAUCU
This is a messenger RNA of Myotis daubentonii (Daubenton's bat), 3014 nucleotides long. It is a transcript of the gene TMEM221, whose product is annotated as transmembrane protein 221. NCBI's taxonomy places the organism in Eukaryota, Metazoa, Chordata, Mammalia, Chiroptera, Vespertilionidae. The record is from RefSeq and is a predicted model, not a curated record.